AUGUUGUUCAUCAGUUCCUUUAUGCCUUUAUUGCUUCAAGCGUUGUGCUUGCAGCUGGCUGCCGCAAGCAUCCUGGGAGACAGAGGCAACACUGCGUUUGACUACAUCGUGGUAGGGGGUGGGAAUGCUGGCCUGACCAUUGCAUCCCGCCUAUCGGAGGACGCGCAACUGCGAGUCGCUGUCAUUGAAGCAGGCGAUUUCUAUGAAGAGGUGACGGGCAAUCAAAGCCAGAUUCCUUCCAACGACGGCCUGUAUAAUGGCAAGGCCGCAAACAACACCAACCCGCUUGUUGAAUGGGGUUUUAUGACAACACCACAGGCAGGCGUCAAUGAUGAAAAGGUUCAUUACGGACGAGGUAAAACGCUCGGUGGCUGCACGGCGCUAAACUACAUGGCGUACCAACGCCCUCCAAUGGGUGCUAUGGAAAGAUGGGCCGAAACUGUGGGCGACGAGUCAUGGACCUUUGAUAAUGCUCUCCCGUACUAUAAGAAAAGUCUCAACUUUACUCCGCCGAAUAUGCAGAAACGAAUUGCCAAUUCCACUCCGAGCUACGAUGAGUCGACCCUCGGACAUAACGGUCCAUUGGCAUUGACCUACCCCAAUUACGCCCAGGCCUUCAGCACCUGGGCAGCAAAAGGCAUGGAGGAAGUCGGUAUUCCACACAUCCCCGGAUUUAUCAGCGGCUACCUCAACGGCUCGAGCUGGCUGGUCCAUACUAUCGACCAGACAACGGGCUUCCGGGCAUCGUCUGAAUCAGCCUUCUUAAGACCCUUUCUCACCCGCCCCAAUCUGGCGGUCUACAGAAACACGCUGGCAGAGAAAAUCAUCUUCGAGGGAAAUGUAGCCACGGGAGUCCAAGUGACAUCGGCAAACCAUACCGUCUUAUUAGCAGCGCAAAAAGAAGUCAUUGUGUCCGCGGGUACAUUUCAAUCACCUCAGCUGCUUAUGGUCUCCGGUGUUGGACCGGCGGACCUACUACGCCAGCAUAAUAUAACAGUAGUUGCCGAUCGUUCUGGCGUGGGGCAAAAUAUGCAAGACCACGUAUUUUUUGGCAUCACGCAUAAGGUCAAUGUCCAGACUUUCUCCUCGCUGUCUAACCCAUCCAUCUAUGAAGAAGCCCUUCACUUAUUUCAAGAUCAGCAGGCUGGUCUACUGGCUAGCCCUGGAGGAGACUACUGUGGGUUUGAAAAGCUACCAAAGGAGUUCCGUGUGAAUUUCUCAAACAGUACACGCGAAUACCUUGACAGCCUUCCAUCGGAUUGGCCUGAGAUCCAGUACUUUACCCUUCCUGGAUAUGUAGGUGAUUUCUGGAAUCCUGGUGUUGGCGGGCCCACGGAUGGGAACUACGCCACCAUCAUGGCAACUCUGAUCGCCCCCAAGUCUCGUGGAAAUAUCUCUAUUUCAUCUUCCAGCAUGCACGAUCAACCGCUAAUUAACCCAAAUUGGCUGACCCAACCGGCCGAUAUGGAAACUUUCACGGCGGCAUUCAAGCGAAUGCGCCAGAUCUUCCAAGCCUCGGUCCUGCAAGAGAACCUGACGAUUGGGCCAGAGUAUUACCCAGGAGAUAAAGUGUCCACCGAUGAAGAGAUCCACCAGUUCAUCCGAGAUGCUUUCCAAACGAUGUAUCACGCCGCAGCGACAUGCAAGAUGGGAAAACCCGAUGAUACGAUGGCUGUUGUGGAUAUACAUGGCCUUGUAUACGGAACUCAGCGCUUGCGAGUCGUUGACGCCUCCGCAUUUCCUUUCCUCCCGCCCAAUCUCCCCCAAGGAACAGUCUAUAUGCUAGCCGAAAAGAUUGCAGAAGACAUCAAGCAUGGACAUUAG
This is a messenger RNA of Penicillium vulpinum, 1824 nucleotides long. Its product is annotated as GMC family oxidoreductase. NCBI's taxonomy places the organism in Eukaryota, Fungi, Ascomycota, Eurotiomycetes, Eurotiales, Aspergillaceae. The coding region runs from base 1 to 1824 and encodes 607 amino acids. The transcript is spliced from 7 exons. Gene Ontology annotation, molecular function: oxidoreductase activity, acting on CH-OH group of donors; flavin adenine dinucleotide binding. The record is from RefSeq and is a predicted model, not a curated record. Gene Ontology annotation, biological process: secondary metabolite biosynthetic process.